AUGAGCGUGCUCUCAUUGGAGCCGCUAAUUCGACGAAUCUUCGAAGCCUGGGGGCCAAUCGCCUACAGGUUCCGAUGGGCGUUAUUUAUUUUUCCAUUCAUUCUUACCGUCUGUCUUUCGCUAGGCUUUCUAAAAAUGAACACCCUUCGAGUUGAUGAUCCAUCCUACGUUUUCACCCCAUCUGAUGCACGGUGGCGUCGUGAACUGAGGAUUUUCUCAGAGAACUGGCCUUUGAACGAGAACAAAUUUUUACCGGGAAAGUCAUUCGAGACAAAGCGCUUUAUUAAUGUUUUAAUCCGAGCUCGAGAUGGUGGCUCAAUAUUGAGAGAGGAAGUGCUAAAAGAAAUUCAAGUUUUGAAUCAGUGGAUCUCCAACAACAUCAGCGUUUCCACCGAUGAUGGACGAUUCAAUCUCACCUAUCAGGAUCUAUGUCUCAGCUACGAUUGGGUUUGUGGUGGUAACGAACACAUCGACAUGUUUCUUCAACGAAACAAAGUUGGACAAUUUAUCGAUCUCUCAUAUCCAAGAGGAGGAAAUAAGGAUACUCCCGUCUAUCUCGGGACCGUGCUUGGAGAAGUGGAGCUCUUCAAAGAGAACGACACUGUGAAAAGUGCAAAAGUUACUCAACUCUUCUAUUUUCUUAAACAGGAGCAGUCAAUUGUUCGACGUUACUCGUCCGAUUUUUCCUAUGCUGUUGAGCGAUUUUUUCUCAACUUCUACAAAUCUAGCAUCAUUUCGGUCUCGUUUGCCCAUUAUCAGUCAUUACAGGAUGGUCUAGGGGAAAACGCUGAGCGUUUCGCUCCGAAUUUCUUUGUGAGCUUCACUACUCUGUCUAUUUACGCCUUAGUAUGUGCAUUUUGCUUGAAACGGAAGCCAAAGAAAGGUAUAGACUGGAUCCGAAGCAAACCGUGGUUGGCAUGCGCAGGUCUUGCUACCACUUUGAUGGCUAUUGUAUGUGGUUUCGGCAGUUUAAUGAUGUUGGGAGUGAGCUACAAUGUCAUUAAUACGAUUAUUCCAUUUCUUAUAAUAGCGAUCGGAAUUGACGACAUGUUCAUAAUGAAUGCUUGUUGGGAACAGUCAGAUGAACAUCAACCGGUACCAGUCCGAAUGUCUCAGACGUUGUCGCAUGCCGGUGUUGCCGUCACAAUCACCAACAUCACAGAUAUUAUGUCGUUCGCCAUAGGUUGUAUUACCGAUCUUCCUGGCAUUCAACUAUUCUGCCUUUAUGCUUGCGUGUCAGUCGCCUUCUGUUAUUUUUUUCAAAUCACAUUCUUUUGUGGUUUAAUGGCAAUCUGUGGAGAUUUGGAACGUCAAAAGAGGCAUUGUAUAUUCUUCUAUAGAACUAUUGGCUCUAUCAGUAUCGCAGAUUUGAGUCAGACUCACAAAGAACAGAGUGUUUUCCCGGCGAACCUGAGCAAAAUCCUUCGGGAUAGUAGUCAUUUUAGAACGUCAUUACAGGAAAUUAAUGGAAUCGUGAAGUGGUUCGGAGAAGUCUAUGGUCCAUUCAUUAUGGCAAAUUCCAUACGCAGUAUAGCUUCAAUAAUUUUUCUAAUUUAUAUUAUUGGUGCCUACUACGGAUGUGUUAAUUUUCGUGAAGGUUUAAAUCCAGGAAAUCUCGUGACCAAAGAUCAUUAUAUUUCAAACUAUUUCGAGGAUAUAAAAUCAUUUUGGAAAUCAGGACCUCAGCUCCACGUUGCAAUACUUAAUGCUCCAGACUUAAUCAAUUCGAAAACGAGGGAACAAAUUUUUUCAACAGUUACUGCUUUUGAAAACACGGAAUAUACCCUUGGGCGAGAAGGUACCGUGUUCUUUCUUCUCGAAUACUUAAAUUAUCUUGAUCAGCUAAAUGUAGAGCUAGAAGACACACCUAAAUUAUGGCAUCACAAACUGCGAUCAUGGUUGAAGUAUACGGGAGGUGCAUCACAGUGGGCUAGCGACAUCAAUAUUAAUGAGACCACCAAAACCAUUCAAUCCUUUCGAUUCAGUAUCGCAAUGAAAAACAUUGUUGAGCCAAACAACCACAAAUUGGCCGCAAAACUAAUGAGAACGAUUGCUGACGCUCAGCCAUUCCACGUCGAGGUUUAUUAUGAGGCGUUUCCCUUCGCCGAUCAGUAUCUAAUCAUUCUCCCUGCUAUGUUGUUCAAUGUGGUGAUAUCUCUUUUGUGUAUGAUCCUCGUAUCGCUUCUACUGGUGCCCAGUUUGCCUGCAGGUCAAGCAAGUUUCGAUAACUAG
Messenger RNA from Angiostrongylus costaricensis, 2232 nucleotides. NCBI's taxonomy places the organism in Eukaryota, Metazoa, Nematoda, Chromadorea, Rhabditida, Metastrongylidae. The record is from the annotation of a GenBank genome assembly.